Molecule: messenger RNA, 1335 nt
Organism: Penicillium daleae
Lineage: Eukaryota; Fungi; Ascomycota; Eurotiomycetes; Eurotiales; Aspergillaceae
Exons: 2
Coding region: 1-1335 (444 amino acids)
Source: RefSeq, a predicted model, not a curated record
AUGGGCUGCUACAAAUCCUGUCAAGAUCGCGCCGCCAGCGGUGGCAGUUGCAGCUCGACAGACACAGCAGCCUCGGAUCGAUCAAAAAGUACCGCACCAACUCUCAUGAGUGAGCGCGCCAUGUCCGGUCCUAAAUAUCAAAAGUGGCCGGAAUUUGAGUACCUCGACGAGAUCCCAAUCUCCGUAUCCGUCGAAGAAGAAGACGAAGAGUUCGAAGAUUACGACGAUGAACAUGACCCUCACCACUCCGUCUCAACCUACGCCUCCACAACCCGUUCCAAAGCCGACAUCGCCCCCGAAGAACCCGUCUUCGAAGUCGACGACAGAGAAGAAUCCUUCCCAUCAGACGCCCUCGCCUCAACACCCUCCUCCUUUGCAGAUCUCUUCCCUUCAACUCGCCGCCUCCUCAUCCGCCACGACGACGCCACCAUCGACGGCAACAUGAAUCUACGCGUCGACACCGUCGUCCCCUGCCGCGACGGCUACCAACAAGACGUCAUCCUCUUCCACCUCCGCAUGUACGAUCUCUUCUCACGAAAGUGCUCCUUCCGCCGAUACUGCCGCGACUCUGGCCGCGAAGUCUGCCACUCAAUCCGGAAAGAGGUGAACCCGCCAAAUGACCGCCGCCCCGUCUUCCGCCGCUCCUGGAGCAGCAUGCUAGCCAGUUUCCGACCUAGUUCCAGCGGCAGUAAUAGCCACCCCGGCCACGCACCGGUGGUAGAUCACCUCAAACGUCAAGAUUCUGGCUACGGACCGGGGAAGAAACACGACCUGCACGCUAUGGCCAAUGACCCCGCCAACCUUGACCCAUCUACAACCUCAGAGAAAACCCUCGCCGAUACAAUCCUCCUCGAAUUCUCCAACUACGCCCACGUCGAACUCAAGCGCCGCGGCGGCCCCGGAGCUAAGCGCUACGAGUACGAGUACUGGAGUACCCGGUACCAGUGGCGCUGUGAGUGUCGGCGCGAGGGGGAUUUGCGAGAAGUCUCGUAUUAUCUGGUGGAUAUGCGCUCGUCAAAGACCAUUGCGCACAUGAUUCCGGAUAUGCUGACGCCGCUGGAGGCUGUUGAGGAGGAGAGUAAAGGGGGUUGGGUGCCGCCGUCAAGUCUGUGGAUAAGUGACCCCGCUGUGUAUGAGCGGAUGCCUGAUGUUGCCGACGUUAUCGUCGCAACAGGCCUCAUCACACUAGUAGACGACUGGAUCCGACGACGCUGGCAUCGCGAGCGCCGCGGGUCAUGGAUGCUACCCAGUGGGUCUGCGCUAUCACGGAGCCUGGAACGCAUGGGCCCUCGCCGGUUACUCGGUGAGGUGCUGCAGCGUCGGGGGUCUGCGUGA